Messenger RNA from Musca domestica (house fly), 535 nucleotides. RefSeq names its product endocuticle structural protein SgAbd-6-like. Lineage: Eukaryota; Metazoa; Arthropoda; Insecta; Diptera; Muscidae. The transcript is spliced from 2 exons. The record is from RefSeq and is a predicted model, not a curated record. Bases 97 to 411 code for a protein of 104 amino acids. Gene Ontology annotation, molecular function: structural constituent of chitin-based larval cuticle. Gene Ontology annotation, cellular component: chitin-based extracellular matrix.
GUGGAGUACGGUAUCAGUCAAGUGUAAACGACUUGUAAUAGCAACAUCUUCAAAAAAAGAUUCAAUUAAAUAAAAUUUAAAAAUCUUCAAUUCAAAAUGAAAUUCUCAAUUGUCUUGUUGUUCUGUGUGAUUGCUGUUGCCGUGGCUGCUCCCCAACAGGCCGAUGAACAUGAUGCCCAAAUUUUGAGACAGGAAGUCGACAACAACGGCGUGGAUAAAUAUAAUUUUGCCUACGACACCAGCAAUGGCAUUUCACGCCAGGAAGCCGGCGAAUUGAAAACCACCGAAGAUGGUUCGGCCAUUGUCAUGCAUGGCUCAACCAGCUGGACAGCUCCUGAUGGCAAAAAAUACGAAAUUUCUUUUGUGGCCGAUGAAUUUGGUUAUCAUCCAACCUUCAAACAAGUUGCCUAAGCAAGAUGUUGUUAGAAGAGUUCAGAGAAUUUUUACUAGCAGUUUUUUGUUUAAAUGUUAUUGUUAUAGCCGAAUAUUGAGAAUAAUUCUUGUUUUUCAUUUUUAAAUAAAUUUUUUGCAAAUA